UUAUUUUGCUUCACAGAUUCAGUGGAAGCAGCUUUCUUUCUGUGUGCAUAUGAGUUUGCUAUCCAUGAUCUGAACACAGCCUGGUGCCAGUUGUUUGACGAGGCAGAUGCACAGGUGAUGGAGUAUGCUGCUGACCUGAAACAAUACUGGAAGCGAACCUAUGGGCAUGAUAUCAACAGCAAGUCUAGCUGCAUCCUCUUCCAUGAUCUUUUCCAUCGUCUUGACCAAGUUGUAGAUCAGAUCAAUUCAGAUGGUGCUCUGUCGGAGGCUGUGACAGUGCAGGUGGGCCAUGCUGAGACCCUGUUACCCCUCCUUUCCUUGCUGGAUCUGUUCAAGGAUGAUAUCCCUCUCAGCUCAACUAACUUUGCAACCCAGAAGAAGAGAAUAUUAAGAAGUGGGAACAUUGUGCCAUACGCUGCGAACCUGCUGGUAGUGCUGUAUAAAUGCCCGGAGGGGAUUAGAAUGGGUGUGCGACUCAAUGAGAAAUCUUUGACCUUGCCUGGACUCACCGACCCUGUCCCAAUGUACGAGGAUGUGAAGAAACGCUACGGGGCUCUGCUCGAGGGUUGUGACCAAGAGACUGUGUGUAAAAUUAACAAUUAAUGAACAUAAAUGUACAACACAUCACAAAGGCCAGUUGACUGACAUUUUCAUAGAAGCAACAACUAGCAAAAAGGAAACAAAAUGUCUUUUAAAUAGGUUAUACAACAUUUUACUGUUGAUUGAACAUUAAAUGAAAGAAAAUAUUGUUAUAUAUUAAUUAUAUAUAUAUCCAAAUAUGAUCCCACAGUGUUACUUUCUAGUGUUAUGGACCUGUAAGAGACCUCAAAUUCCAAAGCUGACAAAUCAGCUGCUCUGACCAACCAUCCAAUCCAAAAAAAAAAACAUUUUGACAUCUCACACAUGCUGUAUUUCUAAGCGAUGAACCAUCGACUGUACUUUGUUUACAUGACUGAAUGGUAAAUUGCUAGUUUUGGUUGACGGUC
Molecule: messenger RNA, 986 nt
Organism: Carassius auratus (goldfish)
Lineage: Eukaryota; Metazoa; Chordata; Actinopteri; Cypriniformes; Cyprinidae
Product: multiple inositol polyphosphate phosphatase 1-like
Exons: 3
Coding region: 118-603 (161 amino acids)
Molecular function (GO): acid phosphatase activity; inositol phosphate phosphatase activity
Source: RefSeq, a predicted model, not a curated record